Aphidius gifuensis is the source of this 840-nucleotide messenger RNA. It is a transcript of the gene Naxe, whose product is annotated as NAD(P)H-hydrate epimerase. Gene Ontology annotation, molecular function: NAD(P)HX epimerase activity. NCBI's taxonomy places the organism in Eukaryota, Metazoa, Arthropoda, Insecta, Hymenoptera, Braconidae. Bases 1 to 840 code for a protein of 279 amino acids. Gene Ontology annotation, cellular component: mitochondrion. The record is from RefSeq and is a predicted model, not a curated record. The transcript has a single exon.
AUGAGAGAGACACAAACGUCUUUUGACUUUUCUCUCCUGUCAUUAUCAGCCUUAUCAGUGUUUAUUAUUGACUGCAAAUUAAUGUUGACAUUAUCGAAAUCAUUUUGGUUUAAUAGACAAUUAUCUAGAACAUUUAAAACAUCAGCUAUAAAAAUGGUAAAAUACCUGAACCAAGAUGAGGCAAUAAACAUUGACAAGGAUCUUUUUGAUAAAUACAAAUUUAGUGUUGAUCAAUUAAUGGAACUUGCUGGUCAAAGUUGUGCAAUUGCAUUUACAAAAGUUUAUUCAUUAUCAUCAUCUAAAAAAAUAUUAGUUUGUUGUGGUCCUGGUAAUAAUGGUGGUGAUGGUCUUGUUUGUGCAAGACAUUUGUCAUUAUAUGGCUAUAAACCAGAAAUUUAUUAUCCAAAAAAAACAACAAAUAAUUUAUUUAUAAAUCUUUUACAUCAGUGUCAAGAAAAUGAUAUACCAAUUUUAGAUGACAUAAAAAAUAUCAAGGAAUCUUGUUAUUAUGAUGUUAUUAUUGAUGCAUUAUUUGGAUUUAGUUUCAAGCCACCAGUUAGAGAUACAUUUGUACCAAUUGUUGAUUUUAUGAAGACAUCAUCAGCUCCAAUAUUUAGCAUUGACAUACCAUCUGGCUGGGAUGUUGAAAAUGGACCACCUGAUAGUGAUGCUAUUAAACCAGAUAGUCUUAUCUCAUUAACAGCUCCAAAAUUAUGUGCCACUAAAUUUGAAGGAAAAAAUCAUUAUCUUGGUGGAAGAUUUGUACCUAAAAAAUUAGAAAAUCAAUAUCAAUUGGAUCUUCCAGAAUAUCCUGAUACUGAAUUAGUCAUUAAACUUUAA